UCAUUUGUGGGAAUGUAAAGACAAGGAGUGGGUGUGUACUCUGCAGGUUUAGUUAAAUGAAGUGAAACAGAACUUGAGGAAGAAGCAUGUUACGAAAGGAUCUUUAAAACCAGAUACACAGCUAAAGGGGAAGUUUGCUGCUGUUUUUUCAAGGUGGAAUGAGACAGCAAUUGAAGGAAAGGCCCCCGAAAUAACGGCAUUGGCAGCUGUUUCAAAGCAUCAACAUUAGAUAGACAGCAGUAAAGGAAGAAAGAGAGGGGGAGCAAGCAACAGAGAAAAAGAGAGGAGGAGCAAAAAACAAGACAGGGGAGAGGCUGCUUUCGUUCAGUGCUAAGAGUGUUUCUGAUCUUACUGAAGGCUUCCUGUGUCAGCACCAUGGGGAAGUCAGCCUCAAAGCAGUUUUCCGAGGAGGUGCUGCAGUGCCAUAAUGAGUUCAGGAGGAAGCACCAGGCUCCUCCAAUGAAGCUAAGCAGCAAGUUGAGCAGAGAGGCUACCCGUUAUGCUGAAAGUCUGGCCAGCACACGGAUCCUGAAACACAGCGUGGAGUCCAGUAGAGGGAGCUGUGGAGAGAACCUGGCGUGGGCCUCCUAUGACCAAUCAGGAAAGGAUGUUACAGACCGCUGGUAUGAUGAAGUGAAACAGUACAACUUCAACCGUCCUGGAUUCUCCUCUGGCACUGGUCAUUUCACGGCAAUGGUGUGGAAGAGCAGUAAUAAGUUGGGUGUCGGUAAGGCUACUGCAUCAGACGGUUCAUCCUUUGUGGUGGCCAGAUACUUCCCCGCUGGAAAUAUCACUAACCAGGGACACUUUGAAAACAACGUCCUCCCAGCUAAAUCCACCACCUAACGAUGUCUCGAUCCCCAACACUUGACUCAAGCCCAAAGGCAUUUAUUCCAUUUUCCAGGAGAGUCUGAAGUUGUCUGCCUGCACUGAAGGAUGAAGGAUACUCAGGAGAGCAGCACAUCUCGCCUAGUAGAGAUCCAUACUAUCUUGUAUAGAUUUUUUUUUUAUGAAAUGCACUCAGGCUUCCAGUCCUGUUUGUCAUUUGAAAAAAGACCUGUGUUUGAUACAGUGUUUAGAAUGAAGAAAUCACUACUGUCUGACAUUGCUAACAAAACAUUUCCAGUAACCAUUUGGAUUGUUUAAUCUUGAUUUUGAUGGUCAUUUACAUUGCCUCUGACAGUAUUUCAUUCAUUAAUGUCAAUGUUUUUUUAUUUUUACACGCUGAAAUACAUCAUCGCCUCACAUCCGUAUUUGAGUAAAAAUGAGAAUUAAGUUAUUCAAAGGGACAGGCUUUAUGAAUUUACACUUGGAGUCAUUGCUUGUAAUUCAAAGCUAUUGACUCAGCAUGCGUGGUAUGUGUUGUUGCGACUACUUGUCAAAGCCAACCCUGCAGUCCCCGGUAUGUGUUUUGUACUCUAAUCAGUUUUCUACAAUAAAGUUGAUAGAUGGUCAGAAAUGCA
This is a messenger RNA of Perca fluviatilis (European perch), 1463 nucleotides long. RefSeq names its product GLI pathogenesis-related 2, like (gene glipr2l). The record is from RefSeq and is a predicted model, not a curated record. NCBI's taxonomy places the organism in Eukaryota, Metazoa, Chordata, Actinopteri, Perciformes, Percidae. Gene Ontology annotation, cellular component: extracellular region. The transcript has 5 exons. Bases 376 to 846 code for a protein of 156 amino acids.